This is a messenger RNA of Trifolium pratense (red clover), 483 nucleotides long. Its product is annotated as heat shock cognate 70 kDa protein 2-like. NCBI's taxonomy places the organism in Eukaryota, Viridiplantae, Streptophyta, Magnoliopsida, Fabales, Fabaceae. The transcript is spliced from 2 exons. Gene Ontology annotation, biological process: protein refolding; cellular response to unfolded protein. Gene Ontology annotation, cellular component: cytoplasm. The annotation marks the transcript as partial. The record is from RefSeq and is a predicted model, not a curated record. Gene Ontology annotation, molecular function: ATP binding; heat shock protein binding; misfolded protein binding.
CUUGAUUAUAUUUAUUUAUUUGGCCAGAAGAACAAGUUUGCAAUUACUAAUGACAAGGGUAGGCUCUCAAAGGAGGAGAUUGAGAAGAAGGUACAAGAAGCUGAGAAGUACAAAUCGGAGGACGAGGAACACAAGAAGAAGGUGGAGGCCAAGAAUGCUCUUGAGAACUAUGCCUAUAACAUGAGGAACACAAUCAAGGAUGACAACAUUGCUUCUAAGUUGUCUGCUGAUGAUAAGAAGAAGAUUGAAGAUGCUAUCGAGCAUGCAAUUCAAUGGCUGGAUGGAAACCAACUUGCAGAGGCUGAUGAAUUUGAAGACAAUAAUGAAUUGAAGCAUCAAGUAUGCUAUUGGGUGAUUAUAGUAAAUCACAAAUUUUAUUAGUUUUUCCCUUGUUAAUUGUGUUUAAUUGGCUUUGUUUGAACUCAUUCCAGAGCUAUUGUUAACAUUGUCUACUAUUCCAUUGUGAUACAGUUUUGUGUAUCU